AUGCCUGUGAUAACUAGUAUGUCUUCUUUCAUUUUAGUAUACCGCAGCAACAUUUCUGCUGAUGCAAGUCUUUUAUUUUUGGUCAUCUUGUUAGCGCACGAGAUUACUCAUGCAGUGAAUUAUAUUGGAGCAAAGAUACAAACAAUACCAGAAAUACCAUACUUCACAUCAUAUUCAGAUUCAGAAGAAUUCGACGGUGGCAAUGCGCUUGAACAUGAGCUGAUUGGGGGCGAACUACAUAUAAAUCAUAAACAACCAAAAACAAUUGUCGAAUUAUUUAUUAUUGAUUCAAAUGGCAAACAUAUUCAAGUUCCACCAUCGGGUAUUAACAACUGCAUUAGAAACAAGACAUUUGAACCAUUAUUACAAUUACAUAAUCGAUCAAAACUUAAACGUAAAUGUAGAAGUGAUAGCACAAAAAGCUUUAUUGCUUUUAUUAAAGAAGUUGGUGAUGACGAUAAGAUGUCUGAUGGCCCAUUUAUUCCUCUACUUCGUUAUCAUACACGACAAAAUGUUAUUGAAGAAACAGACGACGAUAAUGAAGAUACAAAUUAUAAACCUUUGCUUCAUUAUCAUCAUGAACAAGAGAUUUCAUCAGUUCAAUCUCCAGAUGAACCAAUUUUAUAA
Messenger RNA from Rotaria sp. Silwood2, 627 nucleotides. The record is from the annotation of a GenBank genome assembly. NCBI's taxonomy places the organism in Eukaryota, Metazoa, Rotifera, Eurotatoria, Philodinida, Philodinidae.